AUGGAGUCAUUGCCAUCUUCCCCGGCAUCAACAGUGCCGUCGGUGCUGGAGAGCAAUGAGGUUGAGGAACGACAGAGCAGAAAUGACGGCAACUCCAACGCGAGCUACGGUGAGGAACAAUUUGAGUCCGAGAGCGAGCACCCAGCGUCUGAUAGCCUAAACUCCAGCAGUAGUGGAAAUUACGCAUCAGAUGAGUUUGAGGUCGACGAACACGAUCAAGAAGCUGUUGGUACAAUUGAACGAAAAGCACUGGGAGGUGGCGUGGACGACGACCAAGUGUAUUCCGAAGACAACGAAUAUGCAGAUGAAUCUUUUGAGGACGAACGAGAAGAUGUCACCGGAUUUGAUAAUCAAACUGAAACACACGACGUUGAACGGCAGCAGGAUGCCAAAAACCAGGAACUCGAUAUUGAUGAGGUGGUACAGCUGAUGCCAACCGUGGGUCAGGAUCUCGACCCACACGUUGGAACUUGGUGCUCGAAGAAGAUUCGAGAGCUGCGAGUUGCGUCUUCCCAGUCUGAGACUAGACGAUCUCGCCGACGCAAUACUAGAAGCAACGUGGACAGGAUUCCCACUGCUGUAGUAGAGAAUUUAAUUCAUCGAGCGAAUAAUGCACGGCCUUCUGGUCGGGCUCAUGAGAAACCAGGCAAUUCUUGGCUGCGUUAUCACCAGCAGCUCAAGGUGCCGGCCUCGUUAAUGCAACGUGUUCAGACGCGAUUGUGGAUGGCAAAGACAUCGUACACAGAGUCCACCAAGGAAUCUACGCCCGAAUCUCUUUCGACGUCAUUACGAUCGGUUGCUGCAACAUUUUGCUCUGUGAAGCGCGACGAUCUGCUCGGACAGUUAGCCACGAUGAAAUUGUCCAAAAAACUGACAAGCAUCCUGGCGCUUAACGACACGAGCUCCAACUUCGCUACUGCUACCGCAACGUACACGGACAUCAACGUUUCGCAACAGCUCUUCGCUAUUCUCAACGAAAUCAUCCCGUCGAAUAUGGUGAAAGCGUUCUCCAGUUCGUCCACUAUGGGGGUUAUCACGUUGGCCAUUUUCUUCGGUAUCGCCGUCGUCAUGAGCCACGAACGCACUCGUCGACAACUCGCGCUAGGUGGGGGACCAGCUGGAACGACCAAGACCGACAUCGACAUUAACCACUUACUUUUGCUCAUUAACCACGGUGGACUAGUGUGUCAACUCAUGAUCAACUCGGUGGUGUCUCUCAUUCCGUUUGCUAUCGUGUCCAUGAUUGCCGGGUCGAUGGCUCAGUACACGUCGUCGAUGGACCUCGUUGAGAGUGUUGGUUUUCUCAUUGUAGCCUUGGCACUGGCACUGAUUACUCUUACGUAUGGCAUCAUGGGGAUGGCGUUGUUCGUGACCACGAGAGUGAAUGUUUUCACGUAUUUGCGCCACAUUAUUCCUGCUCAAGUUUUCAUCUUUGGCUGCUCGUCUUCGAUUGCUACACUACCGAUGACCAUGCGCUGUGUAGACUCGACUCGUGAGGUUUCGUACGCUUUGUCUCGGUUCCUAUUGCCUCUUGGAGCUACGAGUAACCUGAAUGGAAGCGCUUGCUACAUGACGCUGGCCUGCGUCUUCAUGGCUAAAGUGGGCGGUUAUGGAGAUCUGUUGACGCCCUUACGCUACGUUUUGCUGGUGCUUGUGGGUGCGAUCGCAUCGUUCGGUGUGGCUCCCGUGCCUCACUCUGGUUUGGUCAUGGCCAUCACAGUCUGGCACACAGCCUUCAACAUGGACGUCCCGCCCGUGUUUUCGCUGCUGGUGGGCGCCGACUGGCUGCUGAACCGCAUGCGAGCCAUCGUGAAUAUCACGAACGACACGAUCCUGGUGAGGAUCAUCGCGGAUCAGUGCGACGAGACCACCAUUACCGAGCUUGAGCUCGAAGCGCAACCAACGCACCUAACCUAA
Molecule: messenger RNA, 1917 nt
Organism: Phytophthora nicotianae INRA-310
Lineage: Eukaryota; Oomycota; Peronosporomycetes; Peronosporales; Peronosporaceae
Exons: 2
Coding region: 1-1917 (638 amino acids)
Cellular component (GO): membrane
Molecular function (GO): symporter activity
Source: RefSeq, a predicted model, not a curated record